UGGGAGCUCCAACCCUCCCCAAUGAAGCAGUUCUGGUGGGUCCACUUGGCUCCACUCGGCCUGCUUGCUGUGUGGACAUGUGCUUGGCCGGUCCAUGGAUGUGGGCCGGGGCCUGGGUAUGGAAUGCGUUCCAGGCCCAGGAAACUCACAGCCAUGCACUACAAGCAGUUCUUCCCCAACUUCUCAGAAAACAACAUCGGGGCCAGUGGGAGAGCAGAGGGCAAGAUCACACGCAGCUCUGAGCGCUUCAACCAGCUGGUGUGCAACUACAACCCUGAUAUUGUGUUCAAGGAUGAGGAGAACACCAGUGCAGACCGCUUCAUGACUAAGAGAUGUAAGGACUGUUUGAACAGGCUGGCCAUUGCAGUGAUGAACCAGUGGCCUGGGGUGCACCUGCGUGUGACGGAGGCCUGGGAUGAAGAUGGUCACCACCCUCAAGGCUCUCUGCACUACGAAGGCCGAGCUGUGGAUAUAACCACAGACGACAGGGAGACGGAGAAGUACGGCCUUCUGGCUCAGCUGGCUGUAGAAGCAGGCUUUGACUGGGUGUACUAUGAGUCCAAGCAUCACAUCCACUGCUCGGUAAAAUCAGAUAAGUCAGAAGCUGUGGAGAGAGGUGGUUGUUUUCCGGGCUGGGCACGGGUGACUCUUGCUGGAGGACAGCAGAAGAGUCUGUCAUCUGUGACCCCUGGGGACAAGGUCAUGGCUCUGUCUGAAACGGGCCAGGUCGUGUUCAGCCAAGUGCUCUCGUUUCUGCACCAGAACAAAGAAAGCUGGUCCACCUUUCUGUCUUUGGAGACAGAAGAUGGCCACAGAUUGGUUCUAACUCCACAUCACUUGGUCUUUUUGGCCCCUGAUUUCAGAUGUGGUGGUAGUGAGUACCGGGCUCAGUUUGCUAGCAGGGCUAAAGCCAGAGACUGUGUCCUCAUCAGCACUGCAGGUGGCCUAACACGACCGUCACAGAUUGUGUCAAUUUCAGAGACUGAAAGCAUGGGAGUGUACGCCCCCUUGACAGAAGCUGGAACUCUGUUUGUUGAUGGAGUGCUGGUCUCCAGCUACGCUCUGCUGGAGAACCACAGACUUGCACACUGGGCUUUUGGACCUUUGCGGCUGCUCCACCCACUAAACCAGCUACUGUGGGGGGAGAUGGUGAAAGAAAGGCAGACGGAAGCAUGCACCGAGACUGAAACACAUUUUAGCACUUUGAGCACAAAGAACAAAUCAUCGAUAAAUGAAGAGAGCUUACUGAUCAAUAAAGACAAUCUUAGUGAAGCUGUCAUGGCAAAACCUCAAGAGGUGCGACCCCUCGAAAGACAGAUGUCAGAUGUUCACUGGUAUGCCAGAUUCCUCUACAGAGUUGCAUGCAUCUUCUUAGAUGCCAGCAUAUUUGAUCCUUAAAAUCCAAAUCUACAGACUGUAAAUCACACUAUAGCUGUGAUCCAUCCAUGUUUUAUUUUUUUAAAUAAGAAAAACACACUGGAAUGGCUUUUUACACUACUGCUUAUAUUCUAAUUUUCUGUAAAGAUCAACUUGGAAUUACUUUCAAUCUUUAGGAAUUGUUAAAGCGUCAGAACUGAGCUGGUUAAUGGCAAAAUAACUGUAAAUUAAUAUUUUUAUUCCUGUCAUUUAUUAUUGUUCUGAUAAAAAAAUGUACAAACAUAUUUCCUGUACAACAGAAUUUUUAUUUUUGUACUUCAUGAAUCAUAAUAUAUAAAGGUUGCAUUUAUUAAAAAUAAUUCCACA
Messenger RNA from Nothobranchius furzeri (turquoise killifish), 1743 nucleotides. It is a transcript of the gene dhh, whose product is annotated as desert hedgehog signaling molecule. Lineage: Eukaryota; Metazoa; Chordata; Actinopteri; Cyprinodontiformes; Nothobranchiidae. The record is from RefSeq and is a predicted model, not a curated record. Gene Ontology annotation, biological process: cell-cell signaling; intein-mediated protein splicing; smoothened signaling pathway. Gene Ontology annotation, molecular function: patched binding; calcium ion binding.